CCGGAAGUUUGAAAAUUUCGGAAGAAAUUUGAUAAUAAAGUUCAAUCUUUUAAAGGUUUAUGCAUCUUUUAGGCCACAGUAGAUGAGAAGAUGUCUGUUUCAAGUGGCAAUUAAAAGGCUCAUUUAUAUUAUGAGUGGAUCUGGAACCAAACGUAGUCGUCAGUGCAGUAUAUUAGAAUUCACAAGUUCAAACAAGCGACCCUGUUCAUCAACCAGUGCAAUAAUGGAAUCAGGUAAAAAUAAUACAGAUCCAGAGAUGAGGGAAAAAAUGGCAAUUGCAGCAUUAAAGAGAGCCACUUCUGUAACAAGUAGCAGUGUGGAUCCAACACUGGAGAACUCACAACAGGACAUGUUCUCAGAUGGUGAAGAGAAUAAAUCACAAGGGGCAGAGGGAGGUAGCUGGAGUCCAAUACAAGAAGAUAGAAAAGAAGAGAGUUAUAAAGGGACUCCUAUUAAGGAACUGUUUACUAAACCAGACUGUGUGAAAAACACCAGUCCCAAGAUGUCCACUGUGGAUCAUGCUAUACUUUUUAAGCAUCCAUUUAUUCCAGAUGAGGUACCUGAACCUUAUCCCAAGUUAUAUAUAGACAAAUGGCACCCUGACUAUGUAUAUAUGCCCUGCUCUCCAGAGAACAAAUACCCUAAAAGUAUGGGGAGAGAAAAACAUAUUGUAGAGCGAUGGCCAUUGAUUCAAGAUGCCCUUAGAGGAAAUAUAAGGAAUUCACAUGAUCUAGAGCGACAAAUCAAGAUGUACAACACAAGACAGUGGGACUUUGAUGGACUGCAUGAUUACUUUCAGUUCAUGGAUGAGGGAGAAAGAACUGAAAUCUUCAAGAAGACAAUACCAAAUAUGGUUGUACUAGCUCUAGAAAUACGCAAAUAUUGUACCCAGGGUAUCCCAUUACUAAAGGCAAAUAAAAACAGGAGUAUCACAAUGACCCAACACCAAGCUGCCUGUCUCCUUGCCAACGCCUUCUUUUGUACCUUUCCUAGACGAAAUACAAGGAAACGUGACUCUGAAUUUGCCAAUUAUCCUGAUAUCAAUUUCAGCUCGUUAUUUUCAAGGGGAAGUAGAUACAAUACAAGGAAAGCUGAGAAGUUGCAUUGCAUAUUUCAUUACUUUAAAAGAGUGACAGAUGAAAUGCCCCAAGGGACAAUAACCUUCAGAAGGCAAGUGAUAGAUCACAACAAGUGUCCUAAUUGGGCAUCUUCUGAUAAACCACUGACCAGGUUACAUGUGACAUCAAAGGGGACCAUAGAGGAUGAUGGGAAAGGGAUGCUUCAGGUUGACUUUGCCAACAAGUUUCUAGGUGGGGGUGUGUUAGGACAUGGUUGUGUUCAGGAAGAGAUCCGCUUCUUGAUCUGUCCUGAGUUGAUCCUAUCUAAGCUGGUCACAGAGAAACUUGAAGCCCAUGAGUGUCUUAUAAUGACAGGGUGUAUGAGAUUUAGUAACUACACUGGCUAUGCUGACAGCUUUAGAUGGAAUGGUGAUCACUUUGAAGUACCUGAAAGGGAUGCCUGGGGGAGAGUGAAUACAGAAGUGGUUGCUAUAGAUGCUCUAGUAUUCCAUCAAUACAACGAUCAAUUCAAGACUGGCCUUGUUAAACGAGAGCUCAAUAAAGCAUAUGCUGGCUUCUAUGCAGGUCCAGAUAUACCAGAGGAUAAUAAUCCUGCUGUAGCCACAGGGAAUUGGGGCUGUGGGGCCUUUGGGGGAGACCUUAGGUUAAAAGCAUUGAUACAGAUCAUGGCUGCUGCAGAAGCAAAUAGAGAUGUCUGCUAUUUCACAUUUGGAGACAAUAAGCUAAGAGAUGAUAUGUUUGAAAUACAUAAAUAUUUCAAGGAUAGAGAUUUGAAAGUUGGUGAUGUAUAUUCCUAUAUACUACAAUACAAUAGAAACUAUUGUCAGAAAUAUGCCAAACCCAAAAAGAACUUGUUCCAGUACAUUCUUAAAGCAGAGCAAUCUGGAAGUGAAACAGAAGAGGAAAAUGAGGCUGAGACACCAAUAAUAACUUUAGAUGACAGUGAUGAUGAAAGCAAAGUAUGGGAGAAAUUACCUGCUGAUUUAGAAUCAAUAGAAAAACUUGGACCUGAUAAGUCUAGCAGUGGGAAUGUUGGUUCAUAUAGAGGUCAAAGUGGCAGUAAUGCAGGACAUAAUUUGGAUGAACAUGAAGCUAUGGAAGUGGAUGGUGUUGAUGCAAACCAGACAUCCUCAAAGGACUCAUAUAGUAAAAAAAGGAAUACCGAAGGACAUGUUAAACAUAAAGUGGAUAGUGAUGGUAGUUCUAGCCCUUAGAGGUUUGAUAAUAUACAACGCACUAAGCAAUAUAUUUAUAAUUGUGAAUUUGACUUGAGGAAUUCUCAUUUUCGUGGUAGAUCUUUCAUAUGGGGAGGGGAAUGUGUCUCUUUAGAUUAUUCAAAAUGCAUUUCGUAUGAGUUCAGAUUUUUAGUUAUUCAAAGUUUCAUAGUAGAGCACUCAAAUGUCAAGGAGUCAAUGUGUACCUUUAAGGUAAUGGUAAAUGGUUAAUAAAAGUAAUCCUUUUUGCAGUGAAAAUGGGAUGGCUUUAAAUUUUUGAACUCUUCUAGGAAAAGGAGAAUUAUGGUAGU
Molecule: messenger RNA, 2604 nt
Organism: Owenia fusiformis
Lineage: Eukaryota; Metazoa; Annelida; Polychaeta; Sabellida; Oweniidae
Source: the annotation of a GenBank genome assembly